CGGCCGCAGAGAUGGCCGCCGAAAACUAUCACCUCAAGUGGGACUCGCACCUCUCCUAUCUGAACUCUUCCAUAGCCACGCUUUACAAGAACGAGAAGUUCGCCGAUGUGGUCCUGUACAGCUCCUACAACAGCAGUGGCAUCCCCUCGGACAUUCCCACGGUGGGCAUCUCGGCCCACAAGUUCAUCCUCAGUGCUUCGUCCCAGUUCUUCGCGACCAUGUUUGAAACGGCACCGAUCACGAACCCAAACGGAGUGCUCUAUGUAGUCUUGCCGCCGGAUCUGAGUCACCGGGCCAUCCAGAUCCUGGUGCAGUACAUGUACAGCGGCGAGGCCACCGUCUCCAACGACAUACUCAACGAGGUCCUGCGCGGCGGCGAAAUCCUCAAGAUUCGCGGCUUGUGCCGCACCAGCUCUUCCAAUGGCGGUGGCUCCGGUUCGGUGGUUACCACAUCGCACCAUCCUCAUCCGCUGGCCGGGCAUAUGCAUCCGCGGGAGGCGAGCGCCAUGUACAUGUCCAAUGGCACCCGUUCCGCCCUGCCACCUCCACCGCCGCCACCGUCAACCAUGUCGGCUCAGCUCCAGGGAGAUCUUUAUGCCAGCAAGCCGGGAGGAUCCACACGAUUUGCCCUGGAUCACCACCACCUGUCGUCGCACCACAACCACCUAAAUCACCAUCAUUCCCAGCAGCAACAAUUCCGAGGUCUCGGGGUUUCCGUAAUGCCCAAGGACUCUCCCGUGAUCAUCAAAUCCCCAAAGAUGGCCGCUCACACAGGACUCCUUACCGUGGCUAGCAGCAGCAAGUUGGGCAUCUCGGUCAACAAGGAGGUGGCCAUCGAUCCGGAGGACAAGUGCUGCUUUGCGGCUCCUGGCCAGGUUGACCCACAGUCACAUCCACCUCCACCAACAUCGACAUCAACGACUGGCGGAGGAGGAGGCGGAGCAGGUGCCUCUGCAUCCCAACCCAUAUCCAUCUGCACGGAGGUGGGAUGUAGCAGCUGUCCCAUGACCGCUGGACCCAGUGCGGAUCAGGCGGAGACCACACUGCGGAGGUCGGAGUACGAGGAGCAGGCACUGCGGGAGCGGAAUGAGGUGGGACUGGUCUUCGAACGACGCCUGAGGAGGGAAAGCGCCUGCGAAAGAUCUCGUGACUACUAUGAAACUCCGCACUUUGAGCACGUGGUGUCAUCCCGCCUGGCUGCCACACCACCGCCACCUCAGCAGCCACCACAUCCGCCGAACCUUCGACAUCCGCACAACUUCCUCACCAUCAAACAGGAGCCGACCGACUGGAGCAACAACCCACCAAACGCCUCCAAUGCGUCCAACAACAACAACCUGGAGGAGGGGCCAUUGGCAUCGCCCAAGCAGCCGCUGGACUUUAAGAUGACCGCCGUAAAGCUGGAGGUGAACAGGGAUCGGGAAACACCCUCCGAGGAGAACGAGGAGCACACUCUGCGCGACUACAACAACUUCAAGCAACUGCUCGUGUGCGAGAUCUGCCAGAAGUCCUUUGAGGACACCAAGAUGCUGGUCCGACACCUGGGCACCCAUGCCGGGGAUACGACGGGCGGGACGGAGAGGAACCUCCUGCCCUCCAGUGCCAGCGGGAGUACGUCGACCGCCUCCAGCAAUCUUGCCCUGCGAACCGUCAAAACUUAUGUGCCAAAGAAACGACGCCGAGUUUCGCAACAGGAGAACAAUAUGGACCAUGAUCAUGUCACCCUGCUCUGCGAUUUAUGCUCUACAUCCUUCGAUACGCCCGCGGAAUGGGUGCGUCACAUGAACAGCCAGCACACGGAGAUCGAGCUGGCCAUGUUCAACAGCAAGAAGGAUGGCGAGCAGAAGGGCCAGCAGCCACCUCCGGCGACCAGCAGCUCUUCCACAGUGUCCACCAGCCAAAUGCAGCCAAAGUAUCCCAGCUCCACCGUCACCCGGUCGACGCAGUCCCUCAUGCUGCACAAGAUGAGCAACAUCGACAUCGAUGCAGUGGCAGCUGCAACAACAUCCCUAUCGUCCGAAGCUACCACCUCACCGAAUACCUAAGGAGGGCCAUCCGGAUCAGGACAUGGAUUCAAUAAGUAACAGCACACCAUUCGAAGCUGGAGAAUUCGCCACUUGAGGAAUUGGAUCUUUGGGAUCAGCGGAUAACAUCAAAACACCUUUUUGUUCGAUAAAUUCAAGUCGUUCCAGUAAUCAAAAGAGGGAUGUUUAUUAUGCAACAGCAAGAACCGUGAUCAAAAUGCAACCAGUUUGCAUAUUUUAUAGAGCAACAAACAAAAUACAAAAUCGCAAAAAUAAUUAACGAAAAUGUAAACGAAACUUAGAAUCGGAAUCGUCUGGCAACGAUGCAAAACAAAACCCAAAGAGUAAUUUGAAAAGAAAGAAAAACAAUAUUUAACUAAUGUGUGUAGAAUUUUUUUUAAGUGUAUGUAUUUACUUAGUUUUAGAUACUUAUUCCCCAUGUAAUUACAUGUAACAACAACGCGCAAUUGAUACGAAAAAAGAUAACUAUACAAUUUAAUCAUUUAAAAUGUACGAAUAAUUUUCAUCAACGGACAUUGUCAAAAAAUAAGAAAAUCUGUAUUGUUAAAACAUUCCAUUUGUAGGACCAACAUCAGCAAAAAGAUUAAAAUGCUAUAAUGAACAUUUAAUUAGAGCAGUAAAUAUAAAAAUGAUUCUAUCUUUAUUUCCAAUUAAUUUGCAUUGAUUAUUUUUGGAAUGUAAUAACUGAUAACUACUGUUUUGUAUUACGCUAUCGCGACUUUAUGAUGUCAGCAACUUCGUUGAAUUUGUACUAGUACUUUUUUAUAUUUUUUAUAAGGCUUCAACAGAAAUUUCGAGAACUUUUUUGUACAUAGAUUAAGUUUUAUUUUGAAAUUCCGCCGAUCGAAACUUUUUGCGAAAAGUCAUUAACAUAAAUCUCUAAAUGUGUGUGUGUAGUAGUUGGAAGUUUAAUUAAAAACUCCCCCCAACCAUGUAAAAAAAAACAAUAUAUAUCCAGAAUAUAUAUAUAAAAUUUACAAGCAGGCGUGAUUAUUAACAAACUAAGUAUGUAGAUGUAUAAACCAUGCAGGAGGAAAACUGUUUCUUCCCCAAAACAAAUCGCAAAUGUAGCAAAGCGUUUUAAUUUAAAUAAACGUCUACG
Molecule: messenger RNA, 3147 nt
Organism: Drosophila rhopaloa
Lineage: Eukaryota; Metazoa; Arthropoda; Insecta; Diptera; Drosophilidae
Exons: 6
Coding region: 12-2045 (677 amino acids)
Biological process (GO): regulation of transcription by RNA polymerase II
Cellular component (GO): nucleus
Molecular function (GO): protein binding
Source: RefSeq, a predicted model, not a curated record